CCAAAUUUGGAAUGAUAUAUCUUCCUUCCUUGGAGUUGACUGAUGAAAUACCCAACAGUGUCUCAAACCAUAGAUGAAUGAAUGGCAGAAUUACAAGAUGUCAUACAAAAGGCAAGAGCCAAUAUUGAAAAGGCUCAGAAACGACAGUGACAAGCCUACAACCAUAAGAGAUGCUCAGACACCCUUUAACCACCAGGAGGCUAGAAGUAGCGGACAUUAAAGAGAAAUUUCCUAAUAAAAUACCGGUGAUCGUAGAGCGGUACCACAAAGAAUCGAAUCUUCCUGUUUUAGAUAAAACCAAAUUUUUAGUUCCACUAGAGCUUACAAUGUCACAGCUCGUAACAAUUAUCAGGAACCGACUCAGCAUAGGCGCAAAUCAAGCCUUCUACCUUAUCAUCGACAAUAAGAGCAUGGCGAGUAUGUCUAGAACGCUGUCGGAAAUCUACAUAGAAAAUAAAGACGAAGACGGUUUCCUGUACGUCACAUACGCCUCACAAGAAAUGUUCGGCUGUGACUGCUCGUCUCUCACCUUGUAGCAAAACGUUCCUCGAAGGAGACGUUUGUAAAUAGGUUUUCUGGUCGGCCAAGUCUUUUUUCUGGAAUAUGGAGGACAUUAAAACCACGAACGUGAGUGAUUGAGAAAACUGAAAUGGCUCAACGCCAACCUUUGGUGACAGUAAUACUGUAUUCCAUACUAUGAACAUCAGUGUCAAACAACUAUACAUAGAAAAUAUAUUGAAAAAGUUUGUGAUUAUCUUAUUUUAUAACUUAAUAUUAAAGUGUCUGUUUUACAAUUGUGCCUGUUUCCAGUUAUUCUCCAUGCAAUAAAGUUUGUUUGCGUUUACUUAUAUAAUUGAAGCUAGGCUUAAAAGGUAAAUACCACACAAUUAUUCAAUUAACAAUUUACUCCAGAAAGUUUGGGACAUUAAGAUGCAAAGAAUAAUUUUAAAUGUUAAUCGUGCUUAUGCAUUAACAAAUAUUUCUAAUCAUUAAAAAAAUAACUGUUUUGUUGUAACUUUGUUUGUCAGAGAUAGAUGAUUAUAAUAAGUACUUACAAGCUCUUUUGGUUCAUGUAUAUUAACUUUACUCAUUCUUAUUCAUGUGUUAUGCGAGUUACUAAGAUGCUGUCUGAAGUAAAGAAGUUUUAACACGACGUUUGAAAGACUAAUAAUAUCCAGAAUUGAAAAGCAUUUUUUUUUUGACGUAAACUUUAUACGCCUUUUUCCUUCUUUUAUAGUUGCUUUGUAUUUAAUAGAAAAUGUCCGCAAAGACAAACUGUGAGUUUGAUAAUGAUGAGAAUACUUCUGUUGUAUUCAUUGAUGCCAUAAUUCGUAAUUCAAAGAUCUAAUCAUUUUGCAAUAAGUUGUUUUUCUGCAUAUCGCUUGUAAUGAUUGAGACAGAAUUACGUAUUUGAUCGCUGUGAUAUUUCCUUAAUAAUUGAAUAAAGGGCCAACAUUCAGUCUUG
This is a messenger RNA of Limulus polyphemus (Atlantic horseshoe crab), 1465 nucleotides long. RefSeq names its product microtubule-associated proteins 1A/1B light chain 3C-like. Gene Ontology annotation, molecular function: ubiquitin protein ligase binding. Lineage: Eukaryota; Metazoa; Arthropoda; Merostomata; Xiphosura; Limulidae. The coding region runs from base 171 to 536 and encodes 121 amino acids. The record is from RefSeq and is a predicted model, not a curated record. Gene Ontology annotation, cellular component: autophagosome; cytosol; autophagosome membrane. The transcript is spliced from 5 exons. Gene Ontology annotation, biological process: autophagy of mitochondrion; autophagosome assembly; macroautophagy.